AUGAGCAACACGGACGCCGAGCACUCGAAGCGGCCCGACGAUACGCCGUUCAAGCAGCAGCGCCUGAAGGCGUGGCAGCCCAUCUUGACGCCCAACUGGGUCAUUGGCACCUUCUUCGUCGUCGGCCUCAUCUUCAUCCCGAUCGGUGUCUUCCUCUUUGAAGAAAACAAGAACAUCGUCGAGAUGUCGCUGCAGUACGAUGGCGUCAACAUGCGCGCGCCGUCGGCCGCGGACGGCGUCGCGCUCCAGAACGUGAGCGCGAAUGGGUGCUACCUGAAGAACGCCAAGGAAGGCGACGUGUUCAACAUCACCGAGCACGGCUGCGUCGUCCAGUUUACGCUGCAGGAAGACAUGAAGGCGCCCAUCAUGGUGUACUACCAGCUCGACAACUUUUACCAGAACCACCGGCGGUACGUCUCGUCCCGGAGCGACGCGCAGCUGCGUGGCGAGAAGGCGGAGCUGCCCAUCUCGACGUGCACGGGCUCGCCCGGUAUCACCAGUCUCAAGUACAACUCGACGGACGACCUCGCCCCGGGCGCGACCGCCGCGUACUACCGAUUCAACCCGUGCGGCCUCAUCGCCAACAGUCUCUUCAACGAUCUCUUUUGGAUCAACUCAAUCACGACGCCAGACGGCAAGUACCUCGGCCAAACCGACACUUACGACGGAAAGGAAGUCGUCAACCUCAUGGACCAGUCGGGUCUUGCGUGGCAGUCGGACAUUGAGACCAAGUUUAACAACCCGACGACGCUGGACAGCGAGGACAUGAUGCUGUGGCAAAACCCCAAGUACCGGUUUGUGAUCCCGGCGCGCGUGGGCCAGGAGCGCAUUCUGAACGUGACGGGCUGGACGACGGCGGCGCCUCUGUACGGCGUCGAGACGGAGCGCUUCAUCGUGUGGAUGCGCACGGCCGGCCUCCCCAACUUUCGCAAGCUGUACGGCAAGAUCAACACGGACUUGCCCAAGGGCACGGUGCUUCGCUUCCUCGUCUCGUCCAACUUUGCGGUGACGCCGUUUGAGGGCAAAAAGUCGCUCGUGAUCUCGACGCUGUCGUGGUACGGCGGCCGCAACCCGUUCUUGGGCGUCGCGUACAUGGUCAUCGGCUCCAUCUGCAUUGUGCUCUCGCUCAUCUUCUUCGCCAAGCACAAGAUGACGCCGCGCAAGCUUGGCGACACCAACUACCUCGUCUGGAAGGCGAAGAACUAGUCGACCUACUACAUCAACAUCACCACCACCGACACCCCUUGCUGUCUUCUUCCACGACUUGAACGAAGCGUGGCCAAAGGACGACCAAGCGCAUCGGUAGAUCUGGGGCAUCGCAUAGA
Molecule: messenger RNA, 1325 nt
Organism: Saprolegnia parasitica CBS 223.65
Lineage: Eukaryota; Oomycota; Saprolegniomycetes; Saprolegniales; Saprolegniaceae
Exons: 5
Coding region: 1-1206 (401 amino acids)
Cellular component (GO): plasma membrane; Golgi apparatus; endoplasmic reticulum
Source: RefSeq, a predicted model, not a curated record